GCUGUGGGGAUCUCGGUGGAAUUCGUGUCCCAUCUGACGGUGGCGUUCGUGCACAGCCGCCGCCCCACACGCGUGGAGCGCGCAGCCGAGGCCACCAUCAACAUGGGCAGCAAGGUGUUGGCGGGAGUGGCGCUGACGAACCUCCCCGGGGUGGCGGUGUUGGCGUUCGCCAAAGCGCAGCUGAUCCACAUCUUCUUCUUCCGCCUCAACUUCGCCAUCACUGUGCUCGGAGCGGCGCACGGCGUCGCCUUUCUGCCCGUCCUCCUCAGCUACGUCGGGCCGCCACCGCUCAGCACGGAGGGCUCCGAGUCCGGCACGGAGAGCACCAAAUUCGGCACAGAGAGCACCAAAUUCGGCACGGAGGGCUCCGAAUCCGGCAUGGAGGGCACCAAAGUUGGCACACAGAGCACCAAAUUGGGCACACAGAGCACCAAAUUGGGCACAGAGGGCACUGAAUUGAGCACGGAGAGCACCAAAGUUGGCACACAGAGCACCAGAUUUGGCACAGAGGGGCCCAGAUUGGGCACGGAGGGCACCAAAGUUGGCACAGAGGGGCCCAAAUCGGGCAUGGAGAGCACCAAAGUUGGCACACAGAGCACCAAAUUGGGCACACAGAGCACCAGAUUUGGCACAGAGGGCACCAAAGUUGGCACAGAGGGGCCCAAAUCAGGCACGGAGGGCACUGAAUUGGGCACAGAGAGCACCAGAUUUGGCACGGAGGGGCCCAGAUUGGGCACAGGGAGCACCAAAGUUGGCACAGAGGGCACUGAAUUGGGCAUGGAGGGCACCAAAUCGGGCACGGAGAGCACCAAAGUUGGCACAGAGAGUGCCAAAUUGGGCACGGAGGGCACCAAAGUGGGCACAGGGUGCGGUGCGGCGAUGGCCAACCCCGGCUUUGAGGACACACCGCAGUGCUGACGUGGCCGACCCCACAGCCGACCCCAUAGCCAACCCUACAGCCAACCCUACAGCCAACCCUACGGCUGACCCUACAGCCAACCCUACAGCCAACCCUACGGCUGACCCUACAGCCGACCCCACAGCCAACCCUAUAGCUGACCCUGCAGCCGACACCACAGCAAACCCUACGGCCGACCCCACAGCCGACCCCACGGCUGACCCCACAGCCGACUCCACAGCCAAACCUACAGCUGACCCUACAGCCAACCCUACGGCUGACCCUACAGCCAACUCCACAGCCAACCCUACAGCCGACCCUGCAGCCAACACCACAGCCGACCCCACAGCCAACCCUACAGCUGACCCUACAGCCGACUCCACAGCCGACCCUGCAGCCGACCCCACAGCCAACCCUACAGCCAACCCUACAGCUGACCCUACAGCCAGCCCUACAGCCGACCCUACAGCCAACCCUACGGCUGACCCUACAGCCGACUCCACAGCCAACCCUACAGCUGACCCCGCAGCCAACCCCACAGCCGACCCUACAGCUGACCCUACAGCCGACUCCACAGCCAACCCUACAGCUGACCCCGCAGCCAACCCCACAGCCGACCCUACAGCUGACCCUACAGCCGACUCCACAGCCAACCCUACAGCCGACCCUACAGCCGACCCCACAGCUGACCCCACAGCCGACCCUACAGCCGACCCCACAGCCAACCCUACAGCUGACCCCACAGCCGACUCCACAGCCAACCCUACAGCUGACCCCGCAGCCAACCCCACAGCCGACCCUACAGCUGACCCUACAGCCGACUCCACAGCCGACCCUACAGCUGACCCCACAGCCGACCCCACGGCCAACCCUACAGCCGACCCCACAGCCAACCCUACAGCUGACCCCACAGCCGACUCCACAGCCAACCCUACAGCUGACCCCACAGCCGACCCCACAGCCGACCCCACGGCCCCAUUCCAGGCUGUCGUAUUUAAAGAUGUUUUCUCAGAGCUGCGA
Messenger RNA from Gallus gallus (chicken), 1918 nucleotides. RefSeq names its product NPC1-like intracellular cholesterol transporter 1. Lineage: Eukaryota; Metazoa; Chordata; Aves; Galliformes; Phasianidae. Gene Ontology annotation, cellular component: membrane. The annotation marks the transcript as partial. The record is from RefSeq and is a predicted model, not a curated record. The transcript is spliced from 3 exons.